CCAGGCUUAAUGCAGCGGUGCAUGUUUUUUUGGGGAGGGGGAGAUGGGCAGGUGAUGAGAGAUCCUGUUGAAUAAAGACCCAACGGCGAGCCGUGGCCAAAACUGUCAUCCCUCGAAUGCGAUCACACCUGACUGUUGAGGUGUCAUGUUCUGCGUUUGGCUACGUCGAGGAAUAUCUGGAUUCCCUGAGCGAGAGGGAAAUUUGGACAAACCUGGGAUUUACGUCCUCAGCCAUCUCUAGCUUGUUAUAUUAAGGGUGGAAGCUGAGAAGACAUCCUCAUAUCAUUUCCUACCUGUUGCUGGUGUCAAGCGGAUUCAGUGAUUCAUUCAUAGCCGCUGAAGGGGCAGAGGACGGAUCAAACCUACACCCCACCCCUCCCUCACAGCGAAGAUGGGAACCAGUGAUUUCAUAGGCGAAUAAAGUCUCUACGGCGACCGAGCACCUCAGAUAACGGAAAGGAGCCGCUCUCUCCUCCUGCGUUCAGUUUUCUUUUGGAUAACGCAGGCGCGCGCUACGCACAUGGAUUCUAGAACUGUUGGGCACAUUUUUCUCAUAAUGAUGCUAAUUAUGAUGCUGCUGAUGAUGUCACCAGAAGCACGACGCUUCGCUACAGUUGUAAAGUCCAAUUACAAUAAGUAAAAGUGCACUGAAAGAGCUCAAAGCACUUCCGAAGGCAGCGGACCUCCAGUGCCAGUCAAGUGCAUUUAUGAACUUGCUGAGCCCGUGUUUUGCUCAGCCUCGCUCUUUUCCAUCAUUCUGAACGCUUCGUAGUUUGAGAAGAUGGAGUUUGCUAUGGUGGGCGCGGACAGCGGGGGUUGCAACACCCACCUGCCCUAUGGAUAUGCCCAGGCUCGCGCCCGGGAGAGGGAGCGCGAGCGGGAGAGACAGUCUCGAGCGGCGGCGGCGGCAGCUGAAGCCGGAACGGUCGGAGAGGGAGGUGGGUCCAGCGGCCAUCCCCACAACCACCCGCAUCAGAGUCGCGCCGCCUCUUCAACGAAUGCCAACAACAGUAGCGCCGGGACCGCCUCGCGCCCCUCCUCCCCCUCCUCCUCCUCCUCCCAACAGCCGCAACAGCAGCAACAGCAGCAGCAGCAGCAACACCACGAGCCACCACAGCAACUUCUCAGAGAGCGAAAAAAGCAAAGAGGCGUCGCGCGCUGGAGACGGAACCGCGCGGCACUCGGCGGGGAUCUACGCCACUCAGAGUUGGCGCUACUAGGAUCCGAGGAGGACAUCAUGAUCGAGGAGGAGGAGGCGGAGGGCGAGGAGGAAGAGGAGGAGGACAAGGGCAAGCAAGAGUCGAGUUUUGUCUAUAACAUGGAUGAUGAAGAGGAGACGGUCUCGCUAACGGACAGGCGUCCUCAGUCGGGGUACGAAAAUGUUUACAAUGAGUACGGCUGCUGCGAGAGAGUUGUCAUCAACGUGUCGGGCUUGAAGUUUGAAACUCAGCUGAAGACUCUCGCGCAGUUCCCGGACACGCUCCUGGGGGACCCUGAGAAACGAAUCAGGUACUUCGACCCUCUGCGUAACGAAUACUUCUUUGACAGGAACCGACCGAGCUUCGACGCCAUUCUAUAUUUCUACCAGUCAGGGGGGCGUUUAAAGAGACCCGUCAACGUGCCGUUUGACAUCUUUUCCGAGGAGGUCAAGUUCUAUGAACUCGGGGAAGAGGCAAUGCUCAAGUUUCGCGAGGAUGAGGGCUUCGUGAAGGAGGAGGAGAAGCCACUGCCCGAGGACGAGUUCAAGCGCCAGAUCUGGCUGCUCUUCGAGUACCCGGAGAGUUCAAGUCCAGCCAGGGGGAUCGCGGUUGUGUCAGUGCUGGUCAUCGUCAUAUCCAUCGUCAUCUUUUGUUUGGAAACAUUGCCAGAAUUCAGGGACGACAAAGAAUUCCUCAGCCCAGGUAAAAACUCCACGCAGGCGGACAAUGGAUUUACGCCAUUCAACGACCCCUUUUUCAUCGUUGAGACGGUGUGCAUCAUUUGGUUCUCGUUCGAGAUCAUCGUGCGCUUCUUCGCGAGCCCCAGUAAAGCUGCUUUCUUUAAAAACGUUAUGAACUCCAUAGACAUCGUCUCUAUUUUGCCUUACUUCAUAACUCUCGGCACAGACCUCGCUCAGCAGCAAGGCAACGGGCAACAGGCAAUGAGUUUCGCCAUCCUGAGAAUAAUACGACUCGUCCGCGUGUUCAGGAUCUUCAAACUGUCGCGGCACUCGAAAGGUCUCCAGAUCCUCGGGCACACUUUGCGCGCGAGCAUGCGAGAGCUGGCCCUGCUCAUCUUCUUCCUUGUCAUCGGUGUCAUCCUGUUCUCCAGCGCGGUGUACUUCGCAGAGGCGGACGAGCCCUCGUCGCAGUUCACCAGCAUCCCAGACGCGUUCUGGUGGGCUGUAGUGACCAUGACCACGGUGGGCUACGGGGACAUGAAGCCCAUCACGGUCGGGGGCAAAAUUGUGGGCUCGCUUUGCGCCAUCGCCGGCGUUCUGACCAUUGCGCUUCCAGUCCCUGUCAUCGUGUCCAACUUCAACUACUUCUACCACCGGGAGACUGAUAACGAGGACCAGGCGCCCGUUGUGGAGCAGCCUCCGCCGGGCUGCCCGUACUUUCCGGAUUUCCUGAGAAAAUUCAAAGGCUCCCCGUCGGGGUCGUCUUUGGGUGACAAGGCGGCAGAGUACAUGGAGAUGGAGGAGGGCGUCACAGAGUCUCUGUGCGGGGCUGACACGCAGAGCCCCAGCAGAGGAAAUGGUACUGACAUAGGCGGAAAAAACAGUUCACAUUCACGAACCCUACAGACAGAUGUAUGAUUAUGGAAGAACGCUAACCUCCUCGGGAGGUUUUCAUAAAGAUGACUGCACAAAUGAAUCAGUUAACAGCACACAUGCACAACUUGAAUACAUAUACAGUACGCUCACACACACACAUACACACGCACUCAUUAAGUUCUGGACCUGAGCUGAAACAUUUUUGCAAUGUGGCUACUUUUGUAGAGAAACGUACCCUGUAAUCACGUGACAGGCAACGCAAAAACCACCAGCUUUACGUGACGUGGAGAGGUGUCUCUAUCUGCCCACCUGUUCAGUUCAGUUGACAGAACUGAACGACUCCCGGUUCAUUAACGAAGGCAUCAAAAAGGAACUUGCAUAGGCACUUUAUGAGUUACAUUUGUCAGUAAUUGUAGGAAAACGAGGCGAUCGAGUUCUUAUCUAAUGCUAUUAUGCAAUAACGUUUAAAUCGUUUGCACUAUCAUUAAUUAUGUUAUAGUCUCCCAGUUUAAUGCAGAGGAAAGAAACAGGUGUAACACUGAGGUAGAGAGGGAGGACAUUGAAAACGACUCAAUCAUAAUAUGACUUGCAUUGUUAAUGAAUUCGAAACACUAGCAAACAUACGCUGCCAUCUUCUCUGACAAAAACCAAUUCAGCAGUUCAGCUUUUCGAAUUAUUGCAAUUAAUUGGAAAGCAGCAUGUUGCGUAACUUCAGGCAAUGUUAUCUUAAAUCCCACUAUGGCAAACAUGUGUCCGCAUGGCAGUAUUCAGUAUGUUUCACACUCUGGUAAAGACCCCUUUUCGCACACCCUGUGUAGUUCUUUGUGCAUUGUCCACGGUGACCGAUGAGUCAUUUAUAGUCAGCCCCUUUCGUGAGUAUUGAAAAACAAAUCAGUCAUGUUAGUUUUUGUUCAUUAGCACAAUAUUUGAAACACCGUAAUUCAUCCAUCACGCGAUGCGAGGCAUCACAGUCACAUUAUGGCAUACCGAGGCCAAAAUAUCCAGUUCACAUUGUCUCACAAAGUAAACACCUUGUGCAACAGAGUCAACGACACCAUGGCUUGAAGGAUCAGUUUGGCCACUGUUUUCAAGUUACUGUCAUGGGAGUAUAUUUCAAGGGAAUGCUUCAUGCAACUAUUUGUCUUCAUCCCUUUACCAAAUGACAGUGCAUCCCUUUAUAAAAAUGCUGGCGGAAAUGUACAGCACUGAAGGGAACGUGAACUUGGUGGACUUCAUGCACAGCGAAUUCUCGUCCUACUGGAGUGCACGAUGACCACUGAGCAUGCGCAGUGCUUUGCGGAACGCAGUGUUGUGAGUCUUGCCUAUGAGAGACUUUUCCGUCAGCCUUUGGACUCCUACAGAGGGGAACGGCCAUGACUGCUAGUCAGCGGACGGCAAGUGGACGGGACGGACCCGUCGACGCAGUUGUCACUGAAGCCACUGCUGGACAUCAGAUAGAGAGUGGACACUGCUGCCUCACCGACGAGCAGUAAGACAGGAAGUCCAUCAUCAAGCCAGGUGUCAAACUGUUCUAAGACCCGCCCCAAUAAAUGCCUUAAAGACACAGUACACUACAUCUUUAUGUAGAGGAACCUGCAGCAGGAGACUUCUUAAAAAAAGCUUGACAUGUUUUCAUUUUCCUCUUUAUGAGUGAAUCAGUGUCUUGCGAGAACAGAUGUGAAUAUUUUCUUAUAAUAGAGAAAUAUUUGUUUGGGUGUAAUAUUGCCACUUGUUUUUUUGUGGUAGGCCUGGUGAAAGCUGUUAAAUAUAAGUGAAGGGAAAGUCUACUGUCUGUCUGUGGCAGCCUCUUCCAUCUAGUUUUAUCUCUUUUCAUUUCUUAAACCAAAAGACUGCCGGCUGGAAUGGAGAAAUUCAGCGGCAGCGCUCAAUGAUGUCAGUUUGGACGGGUCACACAUUUACAGUAUGAAUGCAGGGUCAAAUCGCAUACCCCUCAGCACCCAGACUCAUUGCUUUGCGCACAUCUUCAACAAUCAAGAACAAUCCGCUUUUAGAUUAGAAGAGCUGUGUCUGUCAUCAAAACCCUAAACUAUUUUUAAGGGAUCAUUCACCCCAAAUUUCAGAAAUUAUGGUGAUUAUUUAUUCACCCUCAUUAUGUUAUUCCAAACCUAUGUGACUUCCUUUUUCUGAAAAAUAUAUUAGUUUUUUGUCCGUACAAUGCAAGUCAAUGCAUUUGUAGAGACUCAAAUAAUCUACUUUUAAUCUAAAAUGAAAUUUCAAUCAGACUAUAAGGAACGGUGUAGACCUAAAAUAAGUUAAGCACAUAAAGGCUUAAAUCCGACUGAUUCAAAAAUACCUUGCGAACGUGCAGUGUUGAGAAGAAUAUGUCACGAUCAAGCAGAUGAUUAAAAGGAGCCCAGGGUAUUAAGACUUGUAUGGCUUAAUAGAAUGUAAAUGAUGUCUCUUAUGCAAUAUGUAGAUGAAAACCCAUGAUUUACGUUAUUUCAAAAUCCACAUUGUUUUAUACCUAUUCUGGGGCGCGCCAUUAUUUUAAUGACAUGAAUGGUUGUACUUGGUGAGAUACUAGUGCUACCCGUUGCUAUUUUUACUGCAACACAACUUGGAAAAUAAAAUACUUAUACAAUGACCACAGCUACUGAAAGAGCUUACAGGUGUUGACAGAUAUAAGCGUAGGUUUAAACCAAAUGCCGCACAAUCGAUAUUUCCUCACAAGGAGUCGGAUAUCGAGUGAAAUCCACGCUGAGAAGCUCCUUCAGUGGCUGCGGCGUCACGAUACGCGUCGGCAUGUUUACAUCCUGCCAGGAUGGCAUCUAGCGUUUCUUGUCUCUGUCAUUUGUAAGCUCUUUCAGUAGCUGUGGUCUGCUAAAAGCCUCAAAGACAUCAAGGCUAAUGUGGAGAGAACGAGACGUGAGUCUUUAGGAAGUUUAUUCAUCCACAGGCAUCUUAUCAUUCUUUUCUCCUCUUCUUAUCGCUAGGAAAGCAGUGAAUUGCUUCUCUUGUUGUCCUUCGACCGAACAUUACAACUAAAAGCCGAACAAUGUGACAUCGCAUCAGUAUUUUAUUUUCCGAGUUGUGUUGCGGUAAAAAUAGCAACAGGUAGUGCCAGUAGCUUACAGAGUGAAAACGUUUGCUUUCAUCAAAAUAACGGUGCCCCCCAUAGUCCAAAAAAUGUAUAAAACGAUGUGGAUGUUUUAAAUAACGUAAAUCUUUCAUGGGUUCUCUACUACAUAUUUCCACUUUUUUUCAAUACGUGAAUCAGACAUUUAGGGUUCAUAUAAACAGAACUUUUAGAAUCUAAAAAUCUGAUUGAAAUGAUUUCAAUUGCUUCACAGAAGAAAGAAAGUCAUUUAGGUCUGGAGCAACAUGAGGCUGAGUAAAUGAUUGAACUUUCAUUGUUAUGUAAACAGUCCCUUUAACACCCAGAGGCGUAAAACAUCAGUUAUAGUCAUUUGAAUAAUAGACCUAUGUCUGGUGGCCUUGAUGGUGUCUAAGGUGCAUAUAAAUGAUGAAAGUUGAAUUGUGAAUUGUGGGUGCCAUCAGGUUUGGUGGACAGCUGGUUAUUCAUUUGAGUUGGUGCAUUACUGGACUGAUGCCCACCGAUCAGAUGGUGAGCUGAGUCUGCUUCUCUCUGCCUGCAUCCACUUUAAAUAUCAGUGAUAACCCACGACAGAGUUUGGUUUAUAAAUACUCCCAAUCAGUUGAUCGCAAUAGGAAUAACACUACUCUGCUGUUGUGAACUUGGAAUUUUGGUAUUGCAGUUCAAUUCGUCCCUUUUGCAAUACCCUCUAUAAAUAGUGCCCUCAAACAGAAGACUGCAAAUUACAGUGCCACACACCGACAGCAUGACAAUAAAGCCACAUAUAAACAGAUCUGCAAGUCAUAUUCCCAGUUAACUAACACGCUCUCUCUCUCUCCCUCUCUCUCUCUCUGUUGGGAGACACAGCAACAGAAAGAGACGAUACUCUCUCUGAAAUGACUGCCCCACAAUCCUCCCUGUCUCUCUUUUCAUCUCCCACUCCUUUCUCGUUCUUUGUCUUUUGCUUUCCCUCCUUGCCUAUCUGACAUGCAACCAAGCAUGCAGACUUAUGCACACAGUUGUCUUCUGUUUCUCUGUCCCUCUGUCUGUCUUUCCUGUCGGAAGCUCUCCGAAUAGACGACGUGUCAGAAUUUUAGGAUAAACGUGGUCUGAUAUUAUAGAAUAUAAACACAAACGAUUUCUAGAAUGAACCAGCUGCUUUGUUGUCAUGGAAAUACAUUCAAGUAAUCUGUAUGCAAAGUUCUAUGGAAGUGUACUAUCUAUUUUUUUAAAUCUAGCCUUGAAUAUUAUAUAACCAAAGUCGAACCCUGAAAAUCUAUGUUCUAUGUUUGGACCUCUUUUUAUUUCUCGAAGAGAUUUAGACCUAGUAAAAAUAGAUGCACAUGAAACACGACGUAUGUACAUAAGCAGAUGUCUAUUUUAUUGUGUCCUCAAGGUCACACGCAUCAUUUUAGGCAGAUCUACUUUUUGACUGUUAGCCUUCUCGAGUCCCGGGCCCUGUUUUUCUCUCGUUCUCUCAAUUCCUAAUGGUUUCGUGCACCUCGUGGAAGCCGAUCCUGCCGGUUGCAGACUCUCUCUCCUCAGCUCUCUCGUUUUUUUUUUAGCGUGUGUGUUAGUUAGUUGACUGGACUCUCCAGCAGAGGACCACUUGCUGAGUGCUUUUCAUAAACUGAAGCCGAGAUCAUCAGGUGGAUCAGCGCCAUGAAGCAACUAAACAUGGAGCGUUGCGUCACGUCACAUGUUGUAGAUCUGCAUGUGACUUUAAUAUGUAAAUAUGUGUUAGUGCUACUAUGAUGUCACCACGACAUGUCGCUCUGUGCUCGAUGCAGUGGAUUGGAAUGGUUUACAUUGGAGAACAAAAGAAUUUCUUAACAUCCACGAUGCGAUGCGCAUGGCUCUUUCAUUACACACUGAGUCAACAGCCAAGAAUUACCAGCCAACCGUGAGGAGACUUUGUUACCAUGGAGAUCCUCUGCCAGUGCUGACUGGUCAGCUGGCUUUGGAGGAAAAGGAAGCUUUGCCCUGUAAAAAAGGAGAAUUACCUGCUAAAUGAGAUAGACCAUAUCAGCACAUCCUCUCAUUGAUUUGAUCGAUUAUUGCGUUCAUAUUCAUCUUAUGCUGCCUGAUUUACACGUGAAUAUGCAAUGCAAUGGAAAGAUAUCUAAAAGUUCACUUCUUAGAUGCACACUCAAUAUUACCAUUAUCAAUUAUGUUUGACUGUUAGGGAUGCACUGACAAUAAAAUUACGCCAAUAAUUAUUUUGUUUUUUUACGUCAUGGCUGAUAGACAAUAAAUGGCUGAUAUUAAACUCAUGCUAUUUUCUCUUUUUAAAUUUUUUUAAUUAAAAAAUAAAAUCAAAUGUUUGGUGGUACAAGUGGUACAAGUGAAUUUAGACACCACUACAUUGCAAUGUAGAGGAUAUUCAUUUCAAGACUGAAUUGAAACAGUGUUACUGAAUUAGUGUUUUUAAAAACUUCAGUUGAGUGUUAGAUGACGGCAAAGAUUAUCUAAAUGUGAAAAUGUGGGAAACAAGCAUGCACAUAUUUAAUAUCAGCUGAAAUAUAUUCAAUACAGGGGUGUCCAAUCCUGGUCCUGGAGGGCCUGUUGAGUUUAGCUCCAGUUUGUCCCAACAUAGCUAACCAGAAUAUUCUAGUAAUCCCGGAAACCUUGAUUACUUUGGGUCAGGUGUGUUUAUUUUGGGUUGGAACUAAAUUCUGCAGUACAGUGGCCCUCCAGGAGCGGGAUUACACACCCCGAUCCAACAUGUUUCUGGGGUGUCCAAACAUGGUCCUGGAGGGCCUGCCGAGUUUAGCUCCAGUUUGUCCCAACAUGCCUACCCGGAAUAUUCUAGUAAACCUGAAAAGCUUGAAUACUUUGGUUUAGGUGUGUUUUAUUGAGAUUGAAACUAAACUCUCCAGGACAGUGGCCCUCCAGGAAUGGGAUUAGGGGUGUCCAAACUUGGCCACAGUCCUGCAGAGUAUAGCUCCAAAUUGUCUCAACACACCUGCCUGGAAGUUUCUAGUAUGCCUAGAAAGACCUUGGCUGUGUUUACACUUGGGAUUAACAUGCCAUCCAACAUCAAAAUCCAGAUGUUGUCCACAUACACACUGAAAAGACAAGUGUAAACGCGCUUCUGAUCGGAAUAAUAUCCGAUCAGCGUGUCCUGGUCCAGAGGUAGUCAAGAUUGUGAUCGGAUCUCAGGGUAAUGUAAAUGCAAUCCAGCCAUCGUGUCUGCAUUCGCAGAUCGACGUCAUGCAAAACGCUGCCCCCUCUCUCCCGAACUGUCAGAGUAGAGAGGACGUGAAGCGCUAGUAAGACUCGUCCAGUUAUUGGCCUGCUGAGUUUAGCUCCAGUUUCUCCCAACACACCUACCGGAAUAUUCUUGUAAUCCUGGAAACCUUGAUUACCUUGAGUUAGGUAUGUUUAUUUGACACUGGAACCAAACUCUGCAGGACACUGGCCCUCUAGGAGUAGGAUUAGGGGUGUCAACACACCAACACACCUGCCUGGAAGUUGUAGUGUGCCAAGUAAGACCUUGGCUGUGUUUACAUUAACAUGCAACCUGUAUCUGGCUGUUGUCCACAUACACAUUGAAAAGACAAGUGUAAAUGCGCUUCUGAUCAGAAUGUUAUCUGAUAAGCAUGUCCUGGUCCAGAGGUAGUUGAAGACGCAUUGUGAUUGGAUCUCAGGGUGAUGUAAACGCAAUCCAGUCAUCAUGUCUGCAUUCGCAGAUCGACGUCAUGCAAAAGGCUGCCCUCUCUCUACCGAACUGUCAGAAGAGGGAUGCGCUAGUGAGACUUGUACAGUUAUUUUCAUUUGUUAAAUGUCUGACGACUGAAAAGAACCACUUCGGGUCAAACAUCUUCCGCAGACUUAUUUAAAUAUUGCGCAGGAACGACAGAUCUGAUCGGUUAUCCAGAUAGAGAAGUCAGCUGAUGUUGCCAAGUGUAAACGCGCCGUGUCCUGAUUGACUGAUGAUCUGAUCUGCUUGAUCGGAUCAAGGUGAUUGCAUGCCAAGUGUAAACGCACCUCUUGUUUUGCUGGUUCUAGUGUGUUUAGUUGGGGUUGUAGCUAAACUCUGCCAGACAUUGGCCCUACAGGAGUGGGAUUAGACACCCAGAUCCAAUAUAUCCGGGGUGUCCUCGAGGGCCUGCUGAGUUUAGCUCUAGUUUGUCCCAACAUACCUACCCGGAAGUAAUCCUGAAAACCUUGAUUACUUUUGUUUAGGUGUGUUUUAUUGGGGUUGGAACUAAACUCUGCAGGACAGUGGCCCUCCAGGAGCGGGAUUAGGGGUAUCCAAACUCGGCCACAGUCCUACAGAGUUUAGCUCCAACUUGCCUCAACACACCUGCCUGGAAGUUUCUAAUAUGCCUAGUAAGACCUUGGCUGUGUUUACACUUUCCAUUAACAUGCGACCUGUAUCCAGAUGUUGUCCACAUACACACUGAAAAGACAAGUGGAAACACGCUUCUGAUCGGAAUGUUAUCUGAUCCAAGUUGGUUCUGGUGUGUUUAGCUGGGGUUGGAGCUAAACUAUGCCAGACAUUGGCCCUCCAGGAGCGGCAUUAGACACCCCUGCAAUAUAUAAAUUAAAAAAUCUAUAAUAUUGAAUAAUAUAUUGUGCAUCCCUAUUUGAUUGCAAAACAGCCCAGCUACUGUGUGAGAGAUAUUGAGACAAAAACGAAGAGAAUCCUUAGAAAUACAACUUAGAAAUGCAACUUAAAAUCUAGCAAUUAUAGAGUACCUGAAACCUUAGCACACCAAUGUGAUAUUUGAUGUACCGUAUGAACAAUACAAAUUUUCUUGUGGCUUUCAUUGCAGCAUGGAAUAUAUUGUACUUUGUGUACAAGUGACUGUCUGAGCUUAGAUAAAUUCUUCAGAAUCAUUAGGCGUUUUUUUCACUUUUGUAAAGUGUCGUAAUGGACAGAGUUACCUGUGUAACGCUUGGCUGCUCACCCUUGUCUCCACACAGUAACGAAACCGCAGGAGAACAUUGCUGACUGGAAGAGAUCUCUUUCAAUUACCAGAUCACCUUACUUCUAGAGUCCGGCCUACAGAAGUGUAUACAGCUACAGGUCACUAACGAAACACAGGCAAUUGCACGUCAGAAAUAUGAAUCUAAUAUCAGAUCAUUUUGGUAAUCACAGGCGGACAUCAGUGUAUUCCCGCUUCGAUGAGAGGUGUGUUGGUGUGUGUUGGGUCAGCUUUUGUGCCUCCUAACAAGCAUGCAGAGGGAGAUGCGCUCUGUGAGUCUGUGUUCUUACGACGAACAAUCCGGACGGCAGGAAAGUGUAUAGAAUCACCCCCCCUCAAAGAAGUAAAUAAAUAACCAGAUGUUCCUCUAUUCAUGUGAGUUUUGGAUGGGCUUGCCCUUUCUUUCUGCAUGAUGCUUUGGUUUUGGAAACUUGCAUCCUGAUUGAAGAUGUAUUUGUGUUAUUUAUUUAUUACUGUUUUUUUGUAUAUUGGAGACCCUGUAUCAUUUCUUUCUUUCUUUUUGUUUCUUUUUUCUGGGGGUUAAUUCAUCAAUCUUCUGGAUUUUUCUACAUGCAUAUCAUUUUGUAGGCAGCAAUAUGAGAUGUGAUGGAAAUGAAAUUAUGUGCAAUGUUGAAAAUUAAAAAAACAAAACAUAAUAUAUUAAAUAAAAACAAAGAAGGCCAUUUUUUAUCUUU
Molecule: messenger RNA, 11439 nt
Organism: Labeo rohita (rohu)
Lineage: Eukaryota; Metazoa; Chordata; Actinopteri; Cypriniformes; Cyprinidae
Gene: kcna4
Product: potassium voltage-gated channel, shaker-related subfamily, member 4
Biological process (GO): potassium ion transmembrane transport; protein homooligomerization
Cellular component (GO): voltage-gated potassium channel complex; membrane
Molecular function (GO): potassium ion binding; delayed rectifier potassium channel activity; protein binding
Source: RefSeq, a predicted model, not a curated record